UAACCCUCAAAUUGGCAUAUGAAUAUGCAUUUAAAUUAGAAAAAACUUUUCCUGCUCAGUGGAACACAUACCAGAUGGCUGGCGUCGAGUGGAUGAAAUCUUUUAUGAAACGUCAUCCAAAAUUAUCAUUGAGGAAAUCCGAAAACACCAGUGUAGCACGGGCUUCUUCUUUCAAUAAACACAAUGUUGAAGAAUUUUUUAAGAACUAUUCUGACGUUCAAGCUAAAUACGCGUUUGGUCCCAAUCGUAUUUGGAACGCAGAUGAGACUGGUAUAUCUACUGUAUUGGAGGCACCUAGAAUAAUUGCCGAAACUGGCAAGAGAGUUGUAGGUCAAUGUGUUUCAGGGGAAAGAGGCACACUGGUUACAUUUUGUGGUAUUAUUUCAGCUAUAGGUAGCACAAUUUCUCCAAUGUACAUAUUUCCCUGCAUUCGAAUAAAAAAUUACUUUCUAAAUGGCUCUGUAACUGGAGCUGUAGGGCAUGGAUCAAAAUCUGGAUGGAUAACGACUACAUUAUUUGUUAAAUUAUUAGAACACAUAAAAAAACCAUACGCAAAGCAGUCCAGAAAGUCCUAUACUUUUCCAAAUAUUAUCCAUAUCUCAAAGUGGUCCGAAGUAGAUUAAAGGGAAGUAAAAGACUCAAAGUCUGUCGACCACAUAAAUUUAUUCGGUUGGGUUGCAAGCGCUUUCGACCUAAAAGGUCAUCAUCAGGCAAAAAUUUUUGAAAGUGAGUAGGUAGGUAGGUACAAUCACUAUGUGUCCACAGAAAAAAUUAAAUGUUGAAUUAAAAUUUUAAAUUGUAAAAAUAAAAAUUAUACAAAUUGGCACGUACUGCCUUCCAACCUCGAAUGAGGAAGGCAGUACGUGCCAAUUUGUAUAAUUUUUAUUUUUACAAUUUAAAAUUUUAAUUCAACAUUUAAUUUUUUCUGUGGACACAUAGUGAUUGUACCUACCUACCUACUCACUUUCAAAAAUUUUUGCCUGAUGAUGACCUUUUAGGUCGAAAGCGCUUGCAACCCAACCGAAUAAAUUUAUGUGGUCGACAGACUUUGAGUCUUUUAUUUCCCUUUAAUCCUAUACUUUUGUUAAUAGAUAACCAUGAGACACAUGUGUCGGUAGAAGAAUUAAUUAUUCCCACGAUAAUGGUAUAGAGUGCUUUUAUUUUUCCCACCACACUGUACGCAUAAGAUGCAGCCGCUGGAUAAAGCAGUCUAUAGUCCCUUUAAGCAAAAAUGUAAAGUCAGUUAUAACGAUUACAUCUUAUCUAACCCAGGAACAUCAAUAACAAUUUAUAAUAUUGCUAAAUUGACGUCAGAUCCCUGCCUACAAAGCUUUAUACCCAAAAAUAUUAUAAAUGCCUUUUCAGGCACUGGACUAUGACCAGUCAAUAGACUAAUUUUUUCAGAUGAUGAUUAUUUUGGAGCAUACACGACAGGCAGGCCAUAUCCAGAACUACUAGUAAAUAAUGAUAUCAAGAAAUUGGAAGCUGAUACUACUAUUGACUCUAGUAUUAUACCUAAAUCAAACGACCAGGAGGCAAUUUACGCUGAUAUGUCCACAUCUAACCAUGAUCAGACUCAAAUAAAUGUACCGUCUAUCUCGGCGACUGCUCUUUUAUUUAACAACCCAGUAACCACUUUUACUGAAAAAGAAGAAGUAACUGCAAUUGUGCGAUCCAUAGUUGACGCAAUUGUAAAUGAGGUAGCCAAGCCAUCCAUCAAUAUUAUUUCAAUGCAUGUUCUAAAGCCAUUAGAUAUUAAACCAUUUCCGAAGGCACCACCUCGAAAAACUAAUAGGUAAUCUCGUUUUGGAAUCAAGAAUCUACACAAGCACACCAGAGAAAUGUCGCAUUGAAGAAUUAGAAGUAAUGGAGGAGAUCAAAGUGAGCCAAGUCUGACACGAAAAAAAAAGAUAUUAAUAGAUAGUUCGAUCAAACAAGAUUUCCAAAAUAAAAAACCAAUGACAAAAGAAAAUAUCCAACAAAAAAAAAAAUAAUAAAAAUACUAGGAAGACAAUGAAAAGAGGAAGGCAAAGUGACUCGUCUUCAUCAGAUUCCGAGCCUGAUUUGGUUGAAUCAACAAAAAAGAAAUAUAAAUUUCUCAAAACUGCAUCAUCUGAAUCAGAUAUUGACAUGGAGUCUAAAUACGAUGAAAUGGAUAAGCUUUUAGAUGAUGAGAAGAUAUCAUGUGAUGAUCAUAUCUUGGUGAGAUUUCCUACUAAGAGAACGGUUGUUUAUUGUGUCGGGCAAGUAAUACAGCUUGCAGAGUAUGGCGAAUUUGUUGUAAAAUAUUGGAGACAUUUGCACAAUCGUUUCCAUUUCCCUAAUGUUGAUGACAUCCCCAGUAUUGCAAGAUCCGACAUUGAGGCAAAACUACC
Molecule: messenger RNA, 2375 nt
Organism: Psylliodes chrysocephalus
Lineage: Eukaryota; Metazoa; Arthropoda; Insecta; Coleoptera; Chrysomelidae
Source: the annotation of a GenBank genome assembly